This is a messenger RNA of Protopolystoma xenopodis, 576 nucleotides long. The record is from the annotation of a GenBank genome assembly. Lineage: Eukaryota; Metazoa; Platyhelminthes; Monogenea; Polystomatidea; Polystomatidae.
AUGGUGGCCAUCUCACGUAUUAUUCGGCAUCCUAAGUACAACGUACGAGUCAGCUAUGACUUUGACAUUGCCCUUGUUAAAUUAGCUAAACCAAUCAACUACACUCGUGUUAUUCAACCAGUAUGCCUACCUUUUAUGGAUAGUCAUUUGGCGGCAGCGACUGCGGAUAUGGAUACCCCACUUGCUUCAGUUGUUCCAGGCACUGAUCGCUUGCACGAUAAUCAAGGCUUCACCUAUUAUAAAAGGGACGUGGAAGGUAAUAACGACAAGGCAUACGCAGAACUCAACAAAUUCUUUGAUCCAUUGGAGCAGAAGCGAAAGCAUGGACAGAAGUCAGUGUCAAAGGAGAAUAAUCUGACAACGUUCUUCCUUGAGGAGGCAGGGAGUGAGAGCUAUCGAAACGCAGUCAUGGAUGAAGAGCAUAAUCAAAAGGAUAUGAAACAGGAAAGCAAAGAUGUCCAAAUCUAUCCAGAAAAUGUGGACUCCUAUGGGCAUGGAUCUAUCUGUUAUGUGGCGGGUUGGGGCACAACUGAAGGUAAGGUUUUGUAUGUUAUCGUAAAAGCGAAGAGCGUUUAA